Messenger RNA from Cryptosporidium ubiquitum, 1374 nucleotides. RefSeq lists its product as uncharacterized. Bases 1 to 1374 code for a protein of 457 amino acids. The transcript has 2 exons. Lineage: Eukaryota; Apicomplexa; Conoidasida; Eucoccidiorida; Cryptosporidiidae. Gene Ontology annotation, molecular function: calcium ion binding. The record is from RefSeq and is a predicted model, not a curated record.
AUGUUGUCUUGCCAUAUUAUUCAUGGAAUUAUAUUAAUUGUUUUAACGUUUUUUUUAAGAUUUAAUGUGAUAAGUUCGCAAAUUGCAGAUUUUCGUUUAACACAAACCAUAUUAUGUACCAAUCCAUAUACUUUUGGUUUUAAAAUAGAAGAUAAUGUUGAUAUUCCGUUAAUAGAUGAUGAUAUUUGGCCUUUAAAUCAGGUUCUUUCAGCUGGUGGUACUGUUUCAGACAGUGGAUUCCAAAUAUUGUUUGCAACAGCAAAGAAAAAUUCGUAUGAAUUAAUCAUCUCAGUUUAUCCACAACUUACUACAGUAGUUAGAGAGUGUACUUAUGAAGGAAAAGUUGUAAGAAGGCUCAAAUCCAUAGUAGAUCAUUCUCCAAGAUUUGAUCAAUGGCCAUUUUUUGAUAAGUGGGUCAUUAGUUUUCAAAGACAAGAAUAUGGUAUUUCAAUUUCCUUCAACCAAGGUUAUACAGAAUCUUUAUUUUGGAAAAGAUGUCUAAAUGAGCCAAUUGUUAGUGUCAAGGUAGUUUCAAAAGAUGCCUAUCUUUCAGCUGACCAAGUUGAUUGCAUUGUAUCAGAAUGGAGUUCAUGGUCACAAUGUAGUUCAAGCUGCAAAAUAGGUACGAGAUCGAGAACUAGAUUGAUAUUAAGGCCAUCUUCAUUUGAAGGCGUUACAUGCCCAAAUUUGAUUGAAAAUGAAGGGUGUAAUAUUAGUAUAUCUUGUGAUGAUUGUACAUAUUCUUCUUGGUCAAGUUGGUCUGGUUGUAGUGUUUCUUGCCAAGGUGGAUUUCGUACUCGAACUAGGAAGCUGAUUUGGAAAUCCGAUAUUAAGGGAAGGUGCGAGGACAGUGAAUCUGAUGUCGAAUCCUGCAAUGAACAAAGUUGUCCAGUGAAUUGUAGAGUUUCAAGUUGGACUUCCUGGAGUUCCUGCUCAUCUACUUGUGGUCCAGGUAAUAAGAUGAGAUAUAGAAUUAUUUUAGCUCAAGCUGAUCUUGGUGGAGUACAAUGUCCGUCAGAAAAUGAAAUUACUGAACGUGCUUCGUGUAAUCUUCAGGAAUGCGAAAAAUCUUGUUCAAGCACAGAAAUUUGCAAAAACGGUGGAACCUGCAUCGACAUCCCAAAUAGUGGAUUUUCUUGUGAAUGUGCUGAAAAUUACUAUGGCAAGUUUUGUGAGAAUCAGAAAUACGCCUGGUGGGUAUAUUUUGUUUUUUGCAUUGCCACACAAAUAGUUAUUGGAGCAAUAGUAAAAAGUACAUUCCUUUCAAGGCCUCCACCUAUUACCGAAACACCAGUUACUUAUAACCAAGAAUAUGCUUUCAAUGAUUAUACACCAGCUUUUGAUAACAAUGCUGACAUUUCAGGUAUUUUUUAA